AUGACGGACGUUUAUACAGACCAGCUCAAGGCUGUCAUGGACCUCUUCGAUAACAAUGAAAUCGAGAAGUGUAUCGUCAAAGCCAAGAAGAACCUCAGCGACAAGACACUGCCGCCUUACUACGUCAUUGAAAACUGCCUCCUCAUCGCUUGCGCCAGCGAUACCUGUGAGGAAGCGGAUGAUUGGAAGACAAGAGCAGAGCAAGCCUACACGGCUUUCGCAGAGGUCACCAGAAAGGUCUACGAGGAUUCCCUCAUGACGCUCAAUGAUUUGCGCAAGGAGCUCGACGACCUAGAUAAGCAAAAAAAGGAAGAACUCCUAUGCGAACAAAUCCGGGAGGCACAAAUCAUUAGCGAAGAGGACCAGGAGAUGAUAGACAGGGAAGAAAGGGAAGGAGAGGAAGAAAUGGCAGCUUGA
Alternaria arborescens is the source of this 417-nucleotide messenger RNA. RefSeq lists its product as hypothetical. NCBI's taxonomy places the organism in Eukaryota, Fungi, Ascomycota, Dothideomycetes, Pleosporales, Pleosporaceae. The transcript is spliced from 2 exons. The record is from RefSeq and is a predicted model, not a curated record. The coding region runs from base 1 to 417 and encodes 138 amino acids.